This is a messenger RNA of Pomacea canaliculata, 7910 nucleotides long. Its product is annotated as multiple epidermal growth factor-like domains protein 6. The coding region runs from base 1433 to 7876 and encodes 2147 amino acids. The transcript is spliced from 13 exons. The record is from RefSeq and is a predicted model, not a curated record. NCBI's taxonomy places the organism in Eukaryota, Metazoa, Mollusca, Gastropoda, Architaenioglossa, Ampullariidae.
UCAGUUGUACAAACACACUUGUUAUACAGACAUACAAUGAAGUACAAUUUGCAGGACAAAGCGGCUGGGGACCCUGCACGGGGCAGGGCCAAUGUGUGGACAACGCUGAAUGCUCAGUCACAUCUGCUGGGGCUGCGGGGACAUGUGAAUGUGACAAGGGCUACUACUCCGACAAGGGCAGCUGCAUCAAGAGGAAGCUUGUGGGGGAGCCGUGUGCCACCUCCGGCCAGUGCGUAGACAAGGCAAACUGCUCCAACGGCGUCUGCCAGUGCACCCAGGGUCAUUAUAACGACAUGGGUCGCUGCGCUGGAACAAUCCCUCCCAACCAGCCGUGCACGGCCUCUGGUCAGUGUGUAACGGACGCCGAGUGUGAAGCGCCUCCUAACGGUACCUGCCGAUGCCUCAAGGGGUUCUAUGAUCAAGACUCCCAGUGUCUAGCGGUUAAACCCCCUGGUCACGCAUGCACGGACAGUAAACAGUGCGUAGAGAACGGUGAGUGCCAACCGUCCAGCGGCAACUGCACAUGCGUCAAAGGCUUCUACAGCGACAAGAACGCGUGUUACCCAGUGAAGCCCGAGAAGGCAGGUUGCACCGGACUAGGACAGUGUUCGGACAACGCUGAGUGUUCUACUCCCAGUGGAGGUCUUUGUACUUGCAACGAAGGCUUUUACGGGGAGGGAGGAGCGUGCUUGCCACGCGUGCUGGUGGGUUCGGCCUGCAUGCGACCAGACAAUGCGUGGACCAUGCCAAGUGCUCCUCAGACGGGCUGUGCGAGUGCACUCAAGACUUUUAUGGGGAAAACGGCACGUGUGUGCCGGACGUGCUGGAGGGGCAGCCAUGCACAGACAGCGGGCAGUGCGUCGCUCACUCCCAGUGCACUAGCACUCCUGCACUCGGCCGCGUCUGUCUGUGCACCGGUGACUUCUAUGCGGAAAAUGGACUGUGUAAGCCAGACAUCCCUGUAGGAGAUGUUUGCAGCAACACCAAGCAAUGUGUGUCCAACGCCAGCUGUUCAUCAGUCAGUUCUCUAUGCGAAUGUGACUACGGCUUCUUCGAGAACGUCGGCACGUGCCACUCGGUGGUCCCGCAAGGUCUGCCCUGCAACGUCUCUAAGCAGUGUGUAGAGAAUGCAACGUGUUCUCAGAAUUCCUCCACGUGUGAGUGCCUGCCUGGCUUCUAUGAGGACAACGGACAGUGUCCACAAGAUGUUUCUGAAGGAGAAGCGUGCACGGAAUCUAAGCAAUGCGUGGAGAAUGCCGAGUGCCUCUUGCUUCCAGGUGGUCAGUCUCUUUGCACGUGCAAGCCAGAUUUCUACGGAGACGAGGGGGUGUGCCAGAGUCGUUUACCCGAAAACUCAGCUUGCGUGGACAACAAACAGUGCGUUGCCAACGCAACGUGCCAGACAACUCCAGCUGGGAACAAGUGCGUUUGCAUGCAAAGUUAUUUUGGUAACAAUGGGACAUGUCUUCCAGAUUUGUUAGAAGGUACACCCUGUAUAGAAUCAAAACAGUGUGUGGACAAUUCUUUGUGCUCUAACGAAACAGGUAGCUGUGUCUGCUUCGAAGCGUUUUACGGAGAUGAUGGCCUUUGCAUUCCUGACGUGGCCGAAGGACACAGCUGCAAUGAGACCAAACAGUGCACGACUAAUGCUACCUGUUUGACCGACCUGAACACAGGAAAUCAGACGUGCGUCUGUGAUGAAGGUUACUAUGGAGACAAAGGUCAAUGUUUGGAGAGGAUCCCUGAGAGUCAGACCUGCAGUGACACUAAGCAGUGUGUAUCAAACAGCAAGUGCGCAGACUCGGGGACAAACAAGCGCUGCACGUGCAUGGAAGGAUUUUACGCGGACGGGGGCCAGUGCUUGAAGAGCGUUCCGGAGGGACAAAGCUGUGAGAGGACAGAGCAAUGCGCCGACAACGCCCAGUGUGCCAGUCUUCCCCGGAAGUGUGUGUGCGUCGAGGGCUACUAUGGCGAUAAAGGUGAAUGCCUGCCUCAGAUCGGGCCAGGUGAGUCGUGCAACCAAACAGAGCAGUGUGUGGACAACGCCCAUUGCCUGUCGCAGGGCGGGACGUGUCAGUGUGACCCUUACUAUUACUCCGAGGCAGGUCAGUGCAAGCCCGUGGUGCCCGAGGGAGGCGCGUGCACAGAAGACAAGCAGUGCAUCUACAACGCGACCUGCUCUCCAGUUACUGGCAAGUGUGGGUGCCAGGAAGAGUUCUAUGCUGAACAAGGUGAUUGCCUUCCCGACAUCCCAGAAGGCCAAGCGUGCAACGGCAGUCUCCAGUGUGUGAUUCACGCUGUGUGCUCUGCUCGAGUCAACGGCUGGUGCAACUGUACGGAUGACUAUUACGGCGACGGAGGACAAUGCCAUCCGCGCAAAGAGGAAGGUCAACCGUGUGACUCAGUGGGUCAGUGCGUGGACAAUGCCGAGUGUCAACUGGACAGCGGACAGUGCCACUGUCUUCCUGGCUUUUACAACGAAACAGGACAAUGCUUCCCUCUAAUCCCUGCCGGAAAAACGUGCAAAAGGACAGAGCAGUGCACUGCUGAUGCAGUCUGUGACAUAAACAAGUCUAAGAAGUGCGUGUGCAGCAGUGGCUUCUAUAACAACGGGGGUGAGUGCCACCCACUGAUUGUGCCAGAGAAUCCGUGUACUGGUCUCGGCCAGUGCAUAGCCAACGCAGAGUGUUCCUCCAACACCACUGGCGUCUGCUUCUGCAAUGAGAAAUACUUCCUCAAUAAAGAUAAAGAUAGAUGCGAACCUGUAAAGGGUGCAGGUGAGAACUGCACAGCAGCUGGACAGUGUGUGGACAAUGCCGAAUGUUCAAACAGCAUGGGUGGAGUUUGUCAGUGUCUUCCCGACUUCUACGCCGACAAGGGUCAUUGUGUGGUCAGGAAGCAGGUACCAGAAUCGUGCAAGGACACGGGCGAGUGUGUGGCUAACGCAGUGUGCUCUCCUUCGAAGAAAGUGUGCGAAUGCAGCGAGGGAUUCUACGCCGACAACGGCCGGUGCGCCGGAACGAACGCCCCAGGAGAGCCGUGCUCUGGCCGUGGACAGUGUGUGGUUGAUGCAGAGUGCGAGUCAGACAAGGGGGGCAGUUGUGUCUGCAACAACGGCUUCUACCAAGACGGCAAGCACUGCUCUGCAUUGAAGCCACCAGGUCAGACCUGCGCAGGAGACUUGGAAUGCGUGAAAAACAGCACCUGCAACACCAACUCCUCAAGGUGCACCUGUCUGGCGGGCUUCUACAGCGAGGCCACCUCAUGCCAGCCACUGAAAGCCGCUGGAGAGACUUGUACUAAUUAUGGACAGUGUACUGCGAAUGCAAACUGCACUGCGGAAGGCGGAGGCAAGUGCCGGUGUCUGGCUGAAUUCUAUGAGGAAAGUGGCGUCUGCAGGAACCGGGUCAAGGAGGGACAGCCAUGCGAGGCCAAAGGUCAAUGCGUGGCCAAUGCCGAGUGCUCUAAUGGCGCGGGAGGGACGUGCGAGUGUAUGAGCGAUUAUUAUGGGGACGGCGGCAAAUGUCACAAAAAACGCGACGAGGGACAAGCAUGUACAGAAACUAAGCAGUGCACGUACAACGCUCAGUGCUCAGCCAACGGUACGUGUCAAUGCAACCGCGGGUUCUAUGAGGACGGCGGCAAGUGCCUGAAGAAGCUGGACUCCGGUAGUGACUGCACCGUGGACAAGGAGUGCACUUUCAACGCAGAAUGCUCGCGGAGUAGAGGUGUUUGCGAGUGCAUAAAAGGAUAUCACGUGGAAAAGGGCAAAUGUUUGCUCAAUAUCCCUGAAGGUAGCGCGUGCAAUGACACUCGGCAGUGUGCUGAAAAUGCAGCAUGCGUCACAGGCAUCAACGGACCUAUUUGCACCUGUGGUAGUGGUUACUAUGGAGACGAUGGUAAAUGCAUGAAAAUGCAUGGCGUCGGCGAAACGUGCAACACAUCCAAACAGUGCACGUACGACGCUGUGUGCGAGGGCGGAGAGUGUGUCUGCGAGCACGACUUCUACGAGCACCGGGGCAAGUGUCUGGAGAGAAUAGAUGAGUCCAAGCCGUGCAAUGAGACCAAACAAUGCACACACCUCGCUGACUGUUCUCUGGGUGCGGACAGUGUGUGUGAGUGCCGUCGUGGCAACUAUCCGGAUAAAGGCAAGUGCUACCCAUGGCUGAACGAGAGCCAGCCUUGUAAAGGUGACAUCCAGUGCACCAUCAACGCCUUCUGCUCGCCGCAAGCGAAGUGCGAGUGUCACGAUGGCUUUUACGCUCUGGGUGGACAGUGUCUGGGGGUCAAAGAUGAGGGUCAAGCCUGCAACAACACUAACCAGUGCACAGAGAACGCCGAAUGUUCACAGGAGACCGACUACGUCUGUCGCUGUAAAUACAAGUACUACGCCUAUAAAGGCAAGUGUCAAGAGCUGAAAGACGAGGGGGCGUCCUGCAACUCAACAAAUCAGUGCACGUUCAACGCCCAGUGUUCGGUCAUCCAUGGCUUUGUAUGUAAGUGCGUGGAAGGGUUUUACGUUGACCGAGGAAGCUGCUUCAAGAAAGUAGAGGAAGGACUGCCCUGCAACAGCACAUCCCAGUGCACAGAAAACUCCAACUGCUCGCCUGCAGAUGGACACACCUGCCAGUGCCUGAAUGGUUACUACGGCGACAGCGGAAGCUGUAAACCCAAGAAAAAUGAAGGUCUUCCGUGCAGUCUUUCUAAAGAGUGCACAUACAAUGCUGAAUGUGCUAGUCCGGAGGGAGUGUGUCGCUGUCAAGGGAGGUUCUAUGCUGACAAUGGUCAGUGUCGAGAGAAGAUUUCCAUGGGUUUGCCUUGCAACUCAUCGAACCAGUGCACUGACAACGCCGUCUGCUCUGCAAAGCAUAACGACACGUGUCAGUGCAUGUCAGGGUAUUUCGGCAGCGAGGGCAAGUGCAAAGGUGCGAUUAAAGAAGGAAACCCGUGCACAGGCCUGGGGCAAUGUGUGGACAACGCAGAAUGUUCUGGCACACUGGGAGGGACUUGCCGCUGUAACAACGGCUACUUCACUACCAACGGUACUUGCAUCAGGAUGCGGCAGGAGGGGGAGGCAUGCACGGGGUCUGGCCAGUGUGUGGACAACGCCACCUGUGUUCCUCCUGAGGGAGGAACUUGCAGAUGUAAAGAGGCAUUCUAUGCUGCCUCAGGGAUGUGUCAGCAAAAGAAACUGGCGGGCCAGCCUUGCUCAGGGUUCGGUCAGUGUGUGGACCACGCCGAGUGCUCGGCGGGCGCCAACUCCACGUGCAAGUGCAAAGCGGGCUUCUACGAUGCGUGGGGCAAAUGCUAUACUCAAGUUGGUGCUGAGAAACCGUGUACAGGUCUGGGACAGUGUGUUGAAAAUGCAGAAUGCUCGGACCCCAAUGGCGGGCUGUGCUUAUGCAAACAGGGUUUUUACAAGGACGCUGACCAGUGCAGGAGCAAGCUGAGCGAUGUCCCUUUGCAGCGCUUGAAGAAAAAGGCGGGUACGGACUGCAAUGUGUCCACCGAGUGCGUGGACAACGCUGUGUGCUCCGUGCUCACCGGCAAAUGUGUCUGUAUAGAUGGCUUCUUUCAGGACCAAGAUUUCUGCGCCGGAACGAGUCCUCCCGGGAAGCCAUGCAGCGCUGAGGGUCAGUGUGUGGCCAAUGCAGAGUGCUCUUCCCCAGCAGGUGGCGUGUGUAAGUGCUUACCAGCUUUCUACGUCAGAGCCGAUCAGUGUCUCCCGCUCAAACACCCGGAUGAAAAGUGCGGCUCCACAGAAGAAUGUGUCGGCAACGCAGAGUGUGUGCAGGGCGUCGACGUCAAGGUGUGCAAAUGCAGGGCAGGAUUUUACUCCACGACAGCAGGAUGCGAGAAGAAGAAGAAACCAGGAGACACGUGCACUGCAUACGGGCAAUGCAUCGACAACGCCCAAUGCUCAUCCGAGGAGGGUGGUCUGUGUCAGUGCCAGCUUGGGUACUUUAACAACACAGAGGGAACUUGCCAAAAACGGGUGGCCCUCGGCCAGCCUUGCACCCCGCAAGAUACGUGUGCAGAAAACGGCGUGUGCUCGGAUGACACGGGGGGAGAGUGUGAGUGCCAGCCCAACUAUUACAUGGUCAGCGGCAAGUGCGUCCUCCGUAAGAACGUGGGCGAGAAGUGCCGCGACACCGGGCAGUGCGUCCACAACAGCGAGUGCGACAAGACCUCCCGUGACUGUCGCUGUCUCGAUGGCUACUUUCCUGCUGACGGGAAGUGUUCUUCUGCUAAAGCUCCAGGACAAUCAUGUGGUAAUCAGGAACAAUGCGUUGCAAAAACCGAAUGUAAGGAAGGCGUAUGUACUUGCAUCCAGCCCCUCUACCAAAAUGGCGCCACCUGCCAAGAACCUAAAAAAGCUCACGAGAGUUGUUCAGGUGCUGGACAGUGUGUGUCCAACUCGACGUGUUCGUCAAGCGCAAAGUGUGAGUGCAACCCUGGCUUUUUUGCUGCCGAUGACGGCACGUGCAAGCCUAGAAUAGCCCCCGGUGACAAGUGCACGCGAGCUGGUCAAUGUGUCGACAUGGCUGAAUGCACCAACGAGUUUGGAGGAGAGUGCCGAUGUCAGGAUGGCUUUUUCUCCGACAUGAAAACCUGUUCUCCCCUUAAAGAAGUAGGAGACACCUGCUUGGGACAAGGCCAAUGCAAAGCAAACACCAAAUGUUCUGUUAACCAAGGUCUGGGCGUGUGCGAGUGUCAGGAAGGGUUCUACGAAGUAAACAAUGCUUGUAAAGAGCAAAUUCCUGCUGGCGAAUCCUGUACUAGUCGAGGGCAGUGCACUGCUCCAUCAGAAUGCUCCAUGGACGAGCUCAGCAAGUGCGAAUGUCCGAAAGACUUCUUUGCAAAGGCGGGUCAGUGUGUAGAAAGAACACCUGCCCGACAGCCUUGUGAAGGUCUCGGAGAGUGUGUCAUCAAUGCCGAGUGUACGACACACAUGGGAGGGCUCUGCGAGUGUUCGGACAACUUCUACAAAAUAAACGGACAAUGUCAGAGAAGAAAGUCUGACGGAAACCCUUGCACUUCCUCGCGUGAGUGCGUCAUCGGUGCCAGCUGCAUGAUGGGAACUUGCAAAUGUAGUGAAGGAUACCACCUCGACAUAGGCACGUGCUCUCCGAACCGAAAGGUUGGGGAGAGAUGCAAGCAAGGUCAGUGUGUCGACAACGCCUUGUGCACGGCGUCGCUGUCUGGUCUCUGUGCAUGCCAAGAUGGCUUCUUGCAGACUCCUACUGGAGAGUGUGCAGGAGCUCUUCCCCCUGAUGCAUCCUGCACACAGAAAGGCACGUGCGUGCAAGGUGCCGAAUGUUCACUGACUGGCAAAUGCUUGUGUAAAGAUGGCUUUUUCAAAAGUGACAGCAAGUGUGUGCCACUCCUCACGCCCACGGAGCCAUGCCAGGAAACAGUUCAGUGUGUUUCUAACGCCACAUGUAAACCAGAAGGUUCCGCAGCUAAAACGUGUCAGUGUAAAGAAGGUCAUUUUAACGACUUAAAAGGAAGUUGCCUACCUCUUAAGCAUCCAGAGGAAAUAUGUUCUAGUGUCGGUCAGUGCGUUGCCAAUGCCGAGUGUACCUCUCCUUUUGGAGGCCUUUGCAUGUGCAAGAUUGGGUUUUACGGACUAGGCGGACAGUGUAAGCCAGUAGAGAGACCUGGACGUCCCUGCUCUGGUACCGGACAGUGCGUAGCCAACGCCACCUGCUCGUCCACAGCGUGUCAGUGCCUGGCGGGCCAUUACGACAGCGAGGGUGUGUGUCUCCCACUCAAAGGACCAGGCGAGUCGUGUUCCGGCAAGCUGAAUGCUCGAGAACGCAUACUGCGAUGUUGUGCAGAAAUCGUGCACGUGCACAGCGAAACACGUGAUUGAUAGAUGGAACGUGCAAACCUGCUGUAGCUGCUGA